Salvelinus fontinalis (brook trout) is the source of this 2481-nucleotide messenger RNA. RefSeq names its product Bruton agammaglobulinemia tyrosine kinase (gene btk). Gene Ontology annotation, biological process: adaptive immune response; intracellular signal transduction; T cell receptor signaling pathway. The transcript is spliced from 19 exons. NCBI's taxonomy places the organism in Eukaryota, Metazoa, Chordata, Actinopteri, Salmoniformes, Salmonidae. The record is from RefSeq and is a predicted model, not a curated record. The coding region runs from base 302 to 2209 and encodes 635 amino acids. Gene Ontology annotation, molecular function: non-membrane spanning protein tyrosine kinase activity; ATP binding; protein binding.
UAUGUGAUCGUAUACAAAUGUAAGAAAGGUUUGAAAUUAUUCUGUUUUAUUAUAUUAAGCUUCUUGCGGUCAAUUUGCAGUAGACAAAUUAUUAGUAAUCAUGUUCUGACCCUCUGACCAUCCGCUCAAGAAAAAAAAUCGUCGCGCAGCUGAAUUUAGUUGAUGAUCCCUGAUACAAGAGAACGGAGUUAGCUAAGCGUUUCUCAGAUCUAUGCUGUAGAUCUAUGCUUUAGAUCUAUGCUGUAGUGACACAGCACAGAGUUCAUGAAGAGUAGGUAGGGGGAUAACAUCUGAUCAGACCAUGUCAGACAAUCUCCUGGAAGAGAUCUUUAUAAAACGCUCCCAGCAGAAGAAGAAGACUUCCCCUUUAAACUUCAAAGAGAGGCUGUUCAUCCUCACACAGGACAAGAUCGCCUACUACGACUAUGAUCUGGACAAAGGGAAAAAGAAGGGGUUGAAAGGCACCGUGGGCAUCGAUAAGAUCAAGUGUGUGGGGACAGUACAGCCGGAGCCCAGUGCCCCCGCGGAGCGCCAGUACCCAUUCCAGAUAAUCUACGAUGAGGGCCCACUUUACAUAUUCGCCAAGAGCGACGAGGUCCGAAAGCAGUGGAUCCACAAGCUGAAGCAUGUGGUGCGUUUCAACAAGGACCUGAUGCAGAAGUACCACCCAUGCUUCUGGAUGGACGGCAUGUGGCAGUGCUGCCAGCAGGAAGUCAAACAGGCUAUGGGCUGCAGGGUGCUGGAGAACAAGAAUGUAGGGGUUUCAAAGGGGUCUCGGAGGCAAUCCAGAAAACCCCUUCCACCUACGCCAGAAGAGGAGAAACCUUUAAGGCCUUUACCUCCGCAGCCUCCCGAGGAGCCUGCUCUCACCACAGGCAUGACGGUGGUCGCUGAGUACGAGUACACACCCUCCACGCCCCAGGAUCUGGAGCUGAGGAAGGAUGAGGAGUACAUAAUUCUGGAGAUGUCUGACUCCAACUGGUGGAGGGCCAGGGACAAAUACGGCAAGGAGGGAUACAUUCCCAGUAAUUACGUUGUGGAGGCUGGAAAUGAACUGGAAAAGUUUGACUGGUACUGCAAGAGCAUGAACCGUAGCCAGGCAGAGAAUCUGUUGAAGACAGAGAACAAAGAUGGUGGUUUCUUAGUGCGAGACUCAAGCAAAGCUGGGAAGUACACCGUUUCUGUGUUCACCAAGGGCGGGGAGACUGCGGGUAACUGCAGACACUACAACAUCUGCACCACCCAACAAGGCCAGUUCUACUUGGCAGAGAAGCACAAUUUCAGCAGCAUCCCAGACCUCAUUAACUACCACCAGCACAAUGCAGCAGGUAUGGUCAGCAGGCUGAAAUACAUUGUGUCAAGUCGUGCAAAAAAUGCCCCUUCCACAGCAGGGCUUGGUUACGGGGUAUGGGAGAUUGACCCACGCCACCUCACCUUCAUCAAGGAGCUGGGCAACGGGCAGUUUGGAGUGGUGAAGUAUGGGAAGUGGCAGGGCCAGCAUGACGUGGCCAUCAAGAUGAUCAAGGAGGGCUCCAUGUCUGAAGAUGACUUCAUAGAGGAGGCCAAAGUCAUGAUGAAACUCCGCCACGAGAACUUGGUUCAGCUGUACGGCGUGUGCACCAAACAAAGGCCCAUCUACAUUGUCACAGAGUUCCUCUCCAACGGCUGCCUACUCAGCUAUCUGCGGGAAGGGCUGAAGCAGCAUCCAUCCCCCGUCCAGCUCCUGGAAAUGUGUAAAGACGUCACAGAGGGCAUGGCCUACCUGGAGGCUCAGCAGUACAUCCACAGAGAUCUGGCUGCAAGAAACUGCUUGGUAGAUACCAAUGGGACCAUUAAAGUCACUGACUUUGGACUGUCGAGGUAUGUCCUGGAUGAUGAGUACACCAGCUCUGCAGGCUCCAAGUUCCCAGUGCGCUGGUCUCCUCCUGAGGUCCUGCUCUACUGUAAAUUCAGCAGCAAGUCAGACAUCUGGGCUUAUGGGGUCUUAAUGUGGGAGGUCUACACCUUAGGGAGGCUUCCCUACGAACGGUUAAACAACAACGAGAUAGUGGAACAGGUGUCCCGAGGCCAUCGCCUCUAUCGCCCCCAGUUGGCCAACGACAGAGUCUACACCAUCAUGACCAGCUGUUGGCUGGAUAAGGCGGACGAGAGACCCACCUUUCAGGAGCUGUCGGUGACUGUUCAGGACUUGCUCUAUGAGCUCCAGUAGAUCCAACCACCACAUUCUGAGAUUGAAACACAGUUCGCAGACUCUUCCCUCUGGCAGAUACACUUCCUCACGCAGAGCAGACUCAAGACUUCAUCCCCUCAGGGUCUCAUUCAUUCUGUGCAUCAGCCAUUGAGGAACCUGCUUUAGGAGAAGUAGAUAAAACUGUUAAAGAAGGAUCAGCCAUCCUAUAGGAGAGCUGAGAGAUGCUAUAUGGUUGAACAUGGGACUCCCAUGAUGAACUUCAGUAGUGAAAUAAAAUAUUAUUUGAUGAA